Chaetomium globosum CBS 148.51 is the source of this 2616-nucleotide messenger RNA. RefSeq lists its product as uncharacterized. NCBI's taxonomy places the organism in Eukaryota, Fungi, Ascomycota, Sordariomycetes, Sordariales, Chaetomiaceae. The transcript has 4 exons. The record is from RefSeq and is a predicted model, not a curated record. Bases 1 to 2616 code for a protein of 871 amino acids. Gene Ontology annotation, molecular function: protein binding.
AUGGAUCCCCUGUUUAUUGCAGCCCAUGCAGCUGCUCUCCGGGUCUCUUGUGACGAGACCAUCGGUUUUACCUCGGUGGUCCUGAGCGCUGGGACACCGGACCAGGACUCGGUUCUAUCUGGUCUUGGAUAUGACCUUCAAUUUGUCGGUCCCGUGGUGAGUCAGAUGCAACAAACCUGGGCCUCUAGUGGCUCUUGUUUGAUGGUGCACCCGGCCGCAGGAUUUGGCAUGUGGCCUAGUGUACAGAAGAACCUCGAGAGCGCCAGGGCCAGCUUUCAAGCCAUCAAAACACAGCUUGAGCCAGUGCUAGGCAGCGUUGGAAAAAGUAGCGGAUUCCUGGGGCGCAACAAAGCGGCUUGGAAACUGGGAAUGCGGAUCAGAACGCUGGCCGUCUACCGAGAGCGCCUCCGAGCACAUCAUCUGGCAUUCAAAGUCGGUCUCAGUAUGAUGCGGAUAAGUAUCAGCUCUCUCCAGAACCAAACCGCACGGGACAGGCAAAUGUCUCUUGCUGCACUCGAUACCGAUAUCCGAGAUACUACGGUCGCUAAGGACGCCUUGAGAAAUGAGUCCUUUGUUGGUACAGACGAGGAAAACGAGAGAAAACAGCUGGAACUUACGUUGGAGGGCCUCAUAACAACGGCGAGCUCCUUUUCUUCCUUUAUAACCUCUUCUCCAUUGUCUCCGCAGCAACAGUCAGGUGUGCAUGGCGGCGCGUCUCCCCAGCCGCAAUAUCAAGGCAGUCAGUGGCAGCAACCCCAAACUCAACCACCGCAAGCGUACUACGGGGGCCCGAACAAGCAACCCCACCCCGGACCCCAACAGCAGUACAUAGGGGGUUACCAGCCGUACUUAGCGGCGCAGCAAGCGUAUUCCGGGAGCGCCUCGGCUCCGCAGCACGCACAACAGGCGUCGUACUGGAGUGGACAACAUCAGCCACAACAGCAUACCGGAGGCUACCAGCCGCAGCCACCGGUACAACAACUACAUAUACCUCCGGCACACGCACAUGUGGGGGGUCAACAACAUUACCAGCAACAACAGCCGUAUCCCACACCACACCCCGCCCCAGCGGCGGAAUACGUCCUUUCUCAUUCUGCGCUGCCUUCUCCGCCCCUUAUUUCCCCGGUGCCGCUGCCGCCACCAACAUCUUUUAUUCAAGAAGAUGAUGGCCAUGGCUCUGUUCCGCCUCCUAGCUAUCAACAAGCCGUGGGAGCCGGCGAGGAGGAGUCCGAUAGCGAGGACAGCGGACCCAACCCUACCCCUUUCAACAUAGCGGCCCGGGAAGGCGACUUUGCAGCGAUCAGGCGGCUUAUCGCUAAUGGAGAGGACAUGUUUGCGACAGGCGAGAUUGGGCAGAGUCCGGCCUACUCGGCGGCGUGCACCGGACAUGCUGAGAUCCUGGAGUAUCUCAUCCAGAAUGGAGCCGAUUACAAGACACCCAACGAAGACGGCUGGACUCCACUCAACGCGGCGGCUACCUGGGGCUGGCCAGAAACACUCCUCAUUUUGCUCCGGUAUGGCGCUGAUCCGACUAGCCCGUCGUAUCUAGUGAGGCGAGGCGCAGAUUUAACGCUCGCCACCAAGUACGGGGUGACGCCCCUCCGUUCGGCAUGUUCACAAGGCUUUGUGAACGUGGCAAGAAUUCUGCUGCAAAACGGAGCAAAUGUCAAUACCGUAUGCGAAGACGGUUUCACACCCAUUUACAGUGCAGCCUCCAGUGGCAACAUGGAAAUGGCAAGACUCCUCCUCGAGUAUAGGGCAGACUUCCACCGGGCUUCCAACAACGGCUGGACACCAGUCAAUGCGGCGUGCGUUGACGGCCACCUCGAGAUGGUGGAACUUCUCCUCUCCCUAAGAGCAGACAUCCGAGUGCCAACCUCUACCGGCAGGACACCGCUCGAGGUGGCAGCCCACAACAACCGCGCAGAUGUGGUACGGACACUCCUCAAACAUGGAGCGGACAUGACCGUCCGUGACGAAGACGGCGAGACCCCCCUAUACUCCGCCGCCAACAACGGCAGCCUCGAAGCCGUCGAGGUCCUCCUCCAGCACCGCGCCGACCCAAACACCCCCAACAAAAACAACUGGACCCCCCUCGCCGCGGCCUCCUUCAAAGGCCACCUCGCCAUCGCCAGCCUCCUCCUCGCCCACCACGCCAACCCCCACACCCCCACCACCGCAGGCCGCACCCCCCUCGAAGCCGCCGCCCGCGAAGGCCACCUCGCAAUCGCCCGCCUCCUGCUCACCCACAACGCCAACCCCAACCGGCCCACCAACUCAGGUGAAACCCCCCUCUACGCCGCCGCUACCAACGGGCACACCCCCAUCGUAACCCUCCUCCUCAACCACAACCAACCCCCGCACGGCUCCACCAACCCCAACACCCCCAACACCCACAAAUGGACCGCCCUCCACGCCGCCGCCCACAACGGCCACCUCGCCACCGUGCAAACCCUCCUCACCCACCCGACCAUCACCGUCGCCACGCGCAACGCCGACGGCCUCUGCCCUCUGCACUCGGCCUCCCGGCACGGGCACGUGGAGAUCGUGCGGGCGCUCCUGCGGCGCGGUGCGGCGCUCGAUACGCGCCAGCGCCGACGGCUGGACUGGCGCUGA